Molecule: messenger RNA, 324 nt
Organism: Naegleria fowleri
Lineage: Eukaryota; Heterolobosea; Eutetramitea; Acrasida; Naegleriidae
Exons: 1
Coding region: 1-324 (107 amino acids)
Source: RefSeq, a predicted model, not a curated record
AUGCAUCAACAAGCACAACAUCACCAUCAUCAUCGACACUCACACAAGAACUCAACCAACAGCACUACACAUAACGACCUUUCCAAUCAUCAUUCACCAAACCAAUCGAUUUCUAAAGGUUACAGCACACUCAUUGGAGAGUCACAUCAUCCCUUUCAAGAACCAGAGGGUCAUCAAUUGGGUGGCGUCGAAGGAGGAUGGACUUUUUCUUCAACUACGGAUCCUUUCAAUUCCACCUCUGCUCCCUCCAUUUCCAUUAUGGAGGAAGAUGAUAAUCCCUUCUCCUUGUCAGUUCCAUUCUGCAGCAAUGAGGGCAAUAAAUGA